This is a messenger RNA of Sparassis crispa, 1536 nucleotides long. Its product is annotated as Multifunctional cytochrome P450 monooxygenase af510. Gene Ontology annotation, molecular function: iron ion binding; monooxygenase activity; oxidoreductase activity, acting on paired donors, with incorporation or reduction of molecular oxygen. Bases 1 to 1536 code for a protein of 511 amino acids. The transcript has 11 exons. NCBI's taxonomy places the organism in Eukaryota, Fungi, Basidiomycota, Agaricomycetes, Polyporales, Sparassidaceae. The record is from RefSeq and is a predicted model, not a curated record.
AUGGCUGGCAUUGGACUCGAUUGGCUAGUGGCUCUCACCGCUAUAGGUGUUGUGUACUACUUCUACCGAAGGAGUCUGCAACGUCGAAGGUUGCCGCCUGGCCCAAGGUCUCUGCCCAUCGUCGGGAACGAUCUUGACAAGCACACACUUGAAGUAUUAGAGCAAUGGCCGCACGAAUAUGGGGAGAUCAUGCACCUGAAACGGGCCAGGAAACAUAUGAUCGUGUUAAAUACAGCUGCUGCUGCCAGAGAAAUACUUGACAAACGUUCCGCGAAUUAUUCUGGACGGCCUUAUUCCUUCAUGACGAACGAGGUGAUGGGUUGGAAAUGGUCAUUCUUGGUUCUUGCAGGAGAGCCGUGGCGAGAACGCCGCGCUUUCUUCCAGAAGUACUUUGUUGGCCAAGUCCGUUCAUGGCAACAAUUGCAGCUUGUGGCGGCAUACCAGAUGCUUCGCAGAUUACUGGAGUCUCCGCAAAAUUUCUUCACGAUUGCUCAAUUAUUUGCCGCCGAUGUAGUGUUGCAAAUGGGAUACGGGCUCAGUAGCAAAGAGAAAGAUGACCCUCUUCUAGCUCUAAUUGCGCAGAGAAAUCGCAUAACAAUAUCUCGCGUAUGGCACCGUCUGGUGGACGCGUUUCCCAUCCUUGCACAUUAUCCUGAGUGGAUGCCGUUUUCGUUCCAGCGCGAUGUACGAAAAUUCAGAGAGCUGAACUUCCAGUUCAGAGAUAUCCCGUUUCAGCAGGUCAAGGCUGACAUGGCAAGGGGAACUGCCAGUCCAUCAUUCGUUGCGACUCUACUUCAAGACCUGCCGGAAGAUGAGUCAGAGGCACGAAAACAGGAAGAGUUAAUCAGAGACGUCGCAGGCAAUCUUUACAGUGCUGGUUCCGACACGACUGCGAAUUCCAUACGAACAUUUAUCCUUGCCAUGACACUGUACCCAGACGUACAGAGGCGCGUUCAGGAGGAGCUUGACGCUGUCGUUGGGACUGACAGGCUUCCUACAUUUGAGGACAGAAGUUCCUUGCCAUAUAUCGAAUGUCUAUUGAAGGAGGUUUUUCGUUGGAAUGCAAUAGUUCCACUGGGUGCCUUUCCUCAUGCGAGUAUCGACGACGACACAUAUAAAGGGUUCGAUAUCCCUGCAGGCUCAUCGGUAACAGGCAAUUUAUGGGCUAUUCUUCACGACCCAGAAACAUUCCCUAAUCCCGAAGUGUUUAAUCCCUCACGAUUUUUGGGUCCGGACAGUGAAUAUGCUAGCAAUAUUGUCAACAUGGCCUUUGGCUGGGGAAAACGUGUUUGUCCGGGAAAAGCUGUGGGGGAAGCCUCAGUAUUUAUUGCAGUUGCCUUGAUUGCUGCGGCGUUCACGAUAUCGAAUCCGAGAGAUGAACACGGCUCGGAGUAUAUUCCUGAACCACGUUGGACCGCGGGAAGUGCAAGGCGUCCUCUACCGUUCAAAUGCACGAUCACCUGUCGUUCUUCGCAGGCUCGCUCACUGAUUCUAGCGCUGCCCGAGGGUUGGCAUUCGACGUGGUUUAGUUCUUAA